AGCGCAUUACGAGCGGAACGAACUGAAACGUGCUUAUUUUUUCAAUUACACGGCGCUCCCUCAUAAAAAUUCUUAUCUUAAUAAGAUUACUUUCCUCUAGUUAAAUAAGUUUCUUAAAUAUGAGUCAGAUAAAUGAAGAAGAUAAUCAUCUCGAAACACUGCUCUCCCGUAAUAUGGUUCCCAUCAUAGAUUUGGGCCAUUGCGGAAUUGAAGAGAUAUCUAUACCAUCUGUUAUCAAUCGAGUGGGACUACAGCUGCAAAAAGCCUUCACAGAAAAGGGCAUUGCCUUUUUGGUUAAUCAUGGCAUAUCCGAUGACCAGAUCAGAGCAGGGUGGGAGAAGUUUGAUCAUUUUUUGGACUUACCCGCUGAGGAAAGGGAAAAAUAUAACCGAAAAGAGGGCAGUAAUCGUGGCUAUGUGGGACCAGGCAUAGAACGUUUUGAUGGCAAGACUCCAGAACUGCGGCAUGCUUUCAAUAUAUGCAGUCUCGAUCCGGAAAGCCUUCCCCACAAUGAACUGGGCAAUUUAGCCAAAAUAUUAAAGUCACUGGCCAGUUUUAUACUUAAGGCCUUGGCAGCACCGUUGGACAUUCCGCCAACGUUUUUACUCGACACUCACUCGCAGAUGUUGUGCGGCGAAGAUGCAAAUAUGUCCACUUUGCGAAUGCUGUACUAUCCCUCUGUAGUAGAGGAUGAGCCCGGUCAGGAGAAGGAAGUGAUACGUUGUGGUGCCCAUGUGGAUUAUGGAACAUUUACACUAUUGGCUCAGGACUCUGAAGGCGGUCUGGAAGUUAAGCUACCUGGCAGUGAGAAGUGGGAACGUGUGGGCCAUCUACCUGGUGCCAUUCUGAUUAACGGUGGCGAAAUUCUUUCCCUUUGGACACGCCAACGUUAUCAUGCAUUGCCUCAUCGUGUUGUUGUACCUGAACAGAAGUAUAUAAGGGCUCGUAGUCGACAUUCCUUGGCUUAUUUUUGUCAUCCAAAUAAUGCAACUCUGAUAACCCCGAACGCACUAUUCUUCCCAGAUGGCGAUAAGAGCGAAUCUACGUCUAAUGAAAGAGUCUACAGUGCACUUGAGCUAAUACAGAAAAAGUUCAGCGAAACUUAUGGCAAACAGUAGUAGUAAAUAAACGUUAAAUUUUCCAUAUACCCACCCAAAGAAAGCGAAAAUAAUAUUCCGAGUAUAUGUCAACAAAUGAUAACAGUGCUAAUGCUAAUCUUAAAAGUGAAAAUACUUUAUCUAAAAAUUACAAAGACUGAUCAAGAUUAUAAUUAAAAAUGAUAAUAAACAAAUACGAUAUGUUAUCAGUUUA
Molecule: messenger RNA, 1311 nt
Organism: Drosophila willistoni
Lineage: Eukaryota; Metazoa; Arthropoda; Insecta; Diptera; Drosophilidae
Product: UPF0676 protein C1494.01
Exons: 5
Coding region: 120-1118 (332 amino acids)
Molecular function (GO): dioxygenase activity
Source: RefSeq, a predicted model, not a curated record